AUGGAUGAUGAUAUGGUAUUCGAUCCAUCUUUAAAGAAAAAGAAGAAGAAGAAGACUGGUUUUGACCUAGAUGCCGCUCUUGCAGGCGAACAAGGUGAGAGCACGAGCGUGGAGGCACCCGCUGGGUCGGGUGACGUCGACUUGCCUGAGGAUGAUAACCUCGAUUUGGAUAAUUUUGGCAAGAAAAAGAAGAAGAAGAAGAAGGGAGUCUUCAACAUGGAAGAACUUGAAAGUACAUUACCGGAAACACCUCCGGCCGAAGAGCCGGAACAACAAGAGGACGAAGUUAUUGACGACUUAGAUCUAGAUAUUGACUUCUCGAAAACGAAAAAGAAGAAGAAGAAGAAAAAUAUCGAGGAACUCGUCCUUGAGGAUGACACCAAGGGAGAAGAUCAAGAGAACGUGGAGGAUGUUAGUGGGGACUUAUGGAGCGGUACAGACCGUGACUACACGUACGACGAGCUAUUAGAGAGAGUGUUUGACAUCAUGCGAGAAAAGAAUCCAAGCAUGGUUUCUGGUAAAAAACAGAAAUUCAUCAUGAGGCCUCCACAAGUUGUUAGAAUUGGAACUAAGAAAACAUCGUUUGCCAACUUUACAGAGAUCUGCAAAACUCUUCAUCGGCAACCCAAACAUUUAUUAGACUUUUUAUUGGCUGAGUUGGGUACAAGUGGGUCUGUGGACGGCAACAGCCAACUUAUUAUCAAAGGACGUUUCCAACAGAAACAGAUAGAGAAUGUACUUCGUCGGUAUAUUAAGGAAUAUGUAACAUGCCACACAUGCCGCUCCCCUGACACCAUCCUCCAGAAAGAUACUCGAUUAUUCUUCCUUCAGUGUGAAACAUGUGGUUCCCGUUGCUCUGUGGCCAGCAUCAAGUCUGGUUUCCAGGCUGUCACCGGUAAACGUGCUGCCAUCCGUGCAAAGACUGCAUAG
Spodoptera exigua (beet armyworm) is the source of this 930-nucleotide messenger RNA. The record is from the annotation of a GenBank genome assembly. Lineage: Eukaryota; Metazoa; Arthropoda; Insecta; Lepidoptera; Noctuidae.